AUGGCAGUUGCAAGAGAUCUUUUAGGGAAAAACAACAAUAUAAUAUCUGUGAUUGGAGAUGGAGCCAUGACUGCAGGACAAGCAUAUGAGGCCAUGAACAAUGCAGGGUACCUUGAUACUAACUUGAUUGUUGUAUUAAAUGACAAUAAGCAAGUAUCUUUGCCCACUGCUACCCUCGAUGGCCCUGCAACUCCUGUUGGAGCUCUGAGCAGUGCUUUAUCCAAGCUCCAAGCAAGCCCCAAGUUCCGCGAACUUCGUGAAGCUGCAAAAAGUAUCACAAAGCAAAUUGGAGGGCAAACACAUAGAGUUGCGGCAAAAGUAGACGAGUAUGCGAGGGGUAUGAUUAGUGCGUCUGGGUCAACUCUCUUUGAGGAGCUCGGGUUAUAUUACAUUGGCCCAGUGGAUGGACACAAUAUUGAAGAUUUAGUCACCAUUUUCCAAAAGGUAAAAGCAAUGCCUGCACCAGGGCCAGUUCUGAUCCACAUUGUAACAGAGAAAGGGAAGGGUUAUCCUCCAGCAGAAGCAGCUCCUGAUAAAAUGCAUGGGGUCGUCAAGUUUGACCCUAAAACAGGAAAGCAAUUUAAGGCCAAAUCCUCCACACUUUCUUAUACCCAGUACUUUGCCGAAGCCCUUGUAAAAGAAGCUGAGGUAGAUAACAAGAUUGUAGCCAUCCAUGCAGCAAUGGGUGGUGGAACUGGCCUCAAUUAUUUCCAGAAGAGGUUUCCAGAUCGCUGUUUUGACGUAGGUAUUGCCGAGCAACAUGCCAUCACAUUCGCAGCUGGUUUAGCCACAGAGGGUAUCAAGCCAUUUUGUGCUAUCUAUUCAUCAUUCCUGCAAAGAGGCUAUGAUCAGGUGGUGCAUGAUGUAGAUCUUCAGAAACUACCUGUCCGCUUUGCAAUGGAUCGGGCUGGUUUGGUUGGGGCAGAUGGUCCCACCCAUUGUGGAGCAUUUGAUAUCACAUAUAUGGCUUGCUUGCCUAACAUGGUGGUCAUGGCUCCAUCUGAUGAAGCAGAGUUGAUGCACAUGAUUGCCACAGCAGCAACCAUCGAUGACAGACCAAGCUGCUUCAGGUUCCCAAGGGGUAAUGGAGUUGGAGCGGUUCUUCCUCCCAACAACAAAGGAAUACCAAUCGAGAUUGGAAAGGGAAGAAUAGUGAUGGAAGGCAAUAGACUUGCUAUUUUGGGAUAUGGUGCAAUAGUUCAACAAUGUAUACAAGCAGCUGGCUUGCUCAAAUCCCAAAACAUAAAUGUGACAGUAGCUGAUGCUAGGUUCUGCAAACCGUUAGAUGCAGAACUUAUCAAGAGAUUGGCGAAAGAGCAUGAAUUCUUAAUCACCGUGGAGGAAGGUUCCAUUGGAGGUUUCGGAUCUCAUGUAGCUCACUUCCUAAGCUUAAAUGGCAUACUAGACGGACCCCUUAAGAGCAUCCUGCAGUUAAGAGCUAUGGUACUUCCUGAUAAAUACAUAGACCAUGGAUCACCCCAAGAUCAGAUUGAAGAAGCAGGACUCUCUUCGCAACACAUCUGCGCCACGGUGUUAUCACUACUGGGGAAGCCUAAAGAAGCUCUCAAGUUCAAGUGA
Cornus florida is the source of this 1578-nucleotide messenger RNA. RefSeq names its product probable 1-deoxy-D-xylulose-5-phosphate synthase 2, chloroplastic. Gene Ontology annotation, molecular function: 1-deoxy-D-xylulose-5-phosphate synthase activity. The transcript is spliced from 6 exons. The record is from RefSeq and is a predicted model, not a curated record. The coding region runs from base 1 to 1578 and encodes 525 amino acids. Gene Ontology annotation, biological process: terpenoid biosynthetic process. NCBI's taxonomy places the organism in Eukaryota, Viridiplantae, Streptophyta, Magnoliopsida, Cornales, Cornaceae.